AAACGAUUCCUUCAAACCCUUAUAAAUGUAGUCCUCUACAAGCCUCAAAAACGUUAUCCUUUUCAUCAAAUCUUCAUUCUGUACCCUUUGAUUUAUUGGGUACCCACCGUACCUAGAUUACUGUUUUCUCUCUCAAAGCCUCUCACUUUCUCUCUCUAUUCUACUGAGUCUUUGUUUUUCUUAGAUACAUGCGUACACGCAUCAUAUAUGUGUGCGUGUGAAAUUCAUGUUCCGAGAUUUGUUUUUUGGGCGAAGUUUCAUGUUUUUGGUUGGGUUUUAGAUUGUUAACAGUUUUCAAUCUAUUGAAAUCCUUUUUGUUCAUUUUUUUUUUUCCUUUAUCUGGGAUUAGUAUUUCCAAUGUUUUUAGAUUGUCAUCUGCCAAGCAAAACUCUUGGAUCCCGAUCCCUAUGACUUACACAACCCUUUUGCGCAUUUGUCUUCUUCAAUCUUUCUCUGUUGUGUUUCUUCACUGGUUCUACAUCUUUUCAUGAACCCACUUCUAUAAACUCAAGUUUUGAUUUAUAUCCCUAAAAACCCAAUUCACAUUCUUCCCCAAAAAUCCUCCUGUUCUUGCAUACCCAUCAAUCGAAUUGAAAAGAAAAAAAAUAUUUCUUUUGUGUGUGUAUACACACACCGCUGAUUAUAUAAUUUGCAAGGAAGAAGAAAACAAUGUCGGCUCUGCAACAGGUUAGCAGUAGCUCUACAUUGGAAGUGGACCAAAAAAUUGCAGUGUUAGAUGAGAGGAAGAGGAAAAGGAUGAUAUCGAACAGAGAGUCGGCGAGGCGGUCGAGGAUAAGGAAGCAGAAACUGGUGGAGGAUUUGACAAAUGAAGCAAGGUUGAUUCAGGAUGCUAACAAAGGGAUUGUGGGUAAAAUUGAUAAAGCCACAGAGAUGUGUGUGAUGUAUGCUGCAGAGAACAAUGUGUUGAGGGCUCAAGUCAUGGAAUUGACUGAGAGGUUGAGGGGUUUGAAUGAUGUAAUACAAUGGAGUGGGUUGGAUGUGGCUGAGGACAUUCCUGAUCCUCUGCUAAAGCCGUGGCAGAUUCUGAGCUCAUCGCAGCCUAUCAUGGCUUCUUCGGACUUCUUGCAUCAGUUUUGAGUAAAACAACUGUCUUUGGCAAUUGGGUUGGCUUUUCUUGCUUUUGUUAGCCAUGUGACUCUUAUUAAAUUUGCUUUCAUUUUCUGUUCUCUGUAUGAAUUUAGUAUGUUGGGUUAGGUUGUAUGAAGUAGGGGCCAUGAUUGUUUGAAGCUCUUUGAUAAUGAAAAAUUAAUAGAUCUUAGUGUCUGUUUUGAUGAUUAAA
This is a messenger RNA of Cornus florida, 1300 nucleotides long. RefSeq names its product bZIP transcription factor 53-like. The record is from RefSeq and is a predicted model, not a curated record. Gene Ontology annotation, molecular function: DNA-binding transcription factor activity; transcription cis-regulatory region binding. Bases 670 to 1098 code for a protein of 142 amino acids. Gene Ontology annotation, cellular component: nucleus. Gene Ontology annotation, biological process: positive regulation of DNA-templated transcription. NCBI's taxonomy places the organism in Eukaryota, Viridiplantae, Streptophyta, Magnoliopsida, Cornales, Cornaceae. The transcript has a single exon.